Molecule: messenger RNA, 715 nt
Organism: Cuscuta europaea
Lineage: Eukaryota; Viridiplantae; Streptophyta; Magnoliopsida; Solanales; Convolvulaceae
Source: the annotation of a GenBank genome assembly
ACUUUCACCAGAAAGUGAAAAAAAAUACCUUCAAAAUAAAAUAAAAUAAAAUAAAAUAAAAUAAACAAAGAAAAAUAAAAGAUGGGUUCUAAGGCGAUCCAGGUUGCAUGGAUGGUGGUUUGUGUAGUGUAUGUAUUUGGAAGAGUCGAUGCCGCUGAAUUUAACGUCAAAACAUAUGGAGUCAAAGGUGAUGGUACAUCCGACGAUAGCGAGGCAAUUCUUAAAGCAUGGGCAGACGCAUGCAAAGCAACAGAUAAAAGCACUCUUGUAGUUCCUGCAGGAAAGUACAUGGUAGGUCCCAUGAAGUUGAUGGGCCCAUGUGGGAAUCCCAUAACUUUUCAAGCCGAUGGUGCAACAUUUAUUGCACCAACCGAUCUCACAAGGUUUAAAGGACAAGAUGGGUGGAUCCUUUUCUAUGGCAUUGAAGGUCUCACUAUCUCCGGUGGUACUCUCGACGGUAAGGGACAAGACGCUUGGAAAGCAAACAACUGCAAGAAGAGUUUCAGCGGAAAUUGCAAAUUCCUCCCCAUUAACUUGAAUUUGGGAGGAUUGACAAACGCGGAAGUGAAAGGUGUAACUUCUUUGGACAGCAAAUUUUUCCACGUGAACGUCAUCCAGGGUAAGAACGUGACCCUUAGUGACAUCACCAUCACGGCACCGGCCGACAGCGCGAACACUGACGGCAUCCACAUCGGUCGCUCUGACGGAGUUUCAA